CCCAAAUACUGACAUUAAACACGUUUUUCAAGAAAAUGAUCUGUAUGUCUCUGCUAGAUUUCACCUUGGAUCUGGACUAUUGUUUGAAGACCGGUUCACGCCACAGUGACGGCAGGCGGGGCUGAGAACGAGGAAGUAGAUCCAGACUGUCUGAGUUUUAUGACCAUAACAAGAGGAGCAGCAGGAUGGACGAGGAGGCAUCACAGCACGAAGAACCGGAGCUCCGGCUGGUGCUACUGGGCCGAGCCGGGGCAGGGCAGAGCUCGGCCGGAGACGCCAUCCUUGGCCGGCCAGCCUUCCAAAGCGGGGAGGACGUUGCUGGUGCCCAGUGUCAGAGGCACAGAGGCCGGGUCGGGGGGCGACAGGUCGUCGUGGUGACCGUUCCAGACUGGUUCAGCCCCCGGGCUCCUCCUCCAGAGGAGGCGCGGGCGCUGGUCUCCUCCUUCGUGGCCCUCUCCUCCCCGGGGCCCCACGCCUUCCUGCUCUGUGUCCCCGGGGACCAGCCCCCGGACGGGGAGGAGCGGGCCCUCGCCGCCCUGGAGCUCAUCCUGGGGCCCCUGGCCGUCACCGCCCACACCCUGGUGCUCUUCACCCGCGGGGAGGAGAAGGAGGAGGAGGAGGAGGAGGAGGUGAAGACGCUGGAGGAGCUCCUCUCCACCCGACGCCAGGACCUCCUGGAACUGGUUGACUCCUGUGGGGGCCGGUACCACGCCCUGAGGGGGGCCGGGGGAAGAGGAGGAGCUGAGGGGGGGGAGGAGGAGGAGGAGGAGAAGCAGAGGAGGAGGAGUGUGCAGGAGCUGCUGAAGAAGGUGCAGCGGGCGCUGGGGGAGAGCGAAGAGGAUUUCUUCACGUGCGCUCUGUACGAGGAGGCGGGGGGGAGGGUGAGGCGGAGGCAGGAGCAGCUCGCCCUGGAGAGGAGAGAGAGAGCCGUACGGGGGGGAAUCGAGGAGGAGGAGCCUGGGGCCCACGAGGCAGAAGGAGCAGAGCAGGAGGAGCGAGAGUGGGAGGCGGCGGCGAGGAGCGUGGUGGACCUGGACGUGGACGUGGGCGGGGUUCUGGCCUCCCUGGCCGUCUCCCCCGCCUCCCCCCCUCCCUCCCUGCUGUGGGGGCUGUGGGAGAGGCUCCUGGGUUGGCUCCGCAGGGUCCCCGGGCUGGUCCGGCCCGAGGCGCUGCUGGGGUCCCUGGUGGGGCUCUUCGUCGGGGGGCCCAUCGGGAGGAUGCUGGGGGCCACGGCCGGGUCGGUGGCCACCGAGGUGAAGAGACGGAAAGAGAAAGAGCAGAAAACCAAAUAGGGAGGGAGGGA
Molecule: messenger RNA, 1303 nt
Organism: Gadus chalcogrammus (walleye pollock)
Lineage: Eukaryota; Metazoa; Chordata; Actinopteri; Gadiformes; Gadidae
Exons: 4
Coding region: 186-1292 (368 amino acids)
Molecular function (GO): GTP binding
Source: RefSeq, a predicted model, not a curated record